Rhinolophus ferrumequinum (greater horseshoe bat) is the source of this 7582-nucleotide messenger RNA. RefSeq names its product collagen alpha-4(VI) chain-like. Gene Ontology annotation, molecular function: serine-type endopeptidase inhibitor activity. The record is from RefSeq and is a predicted model, not a curated record. NCBI's taxonomy places the organism in Eukaryota, Metazoa, Chordata, Mammalia, Chiroptera, Rhinolophidae. The coding region runs from base 99 to 7145 and encodes 2348 amino acids. The transcript is spliced from 38 exons.
CUUGAGCCUUCCUGCACUGUAGGCUCAAACAGCUUCUUAAGGGAUGAAGAAUAAUUGAAAGGACCAGCCAGAACUGCUUUGCCAGGUACAUAUCUAGAAUGGAGCCUUUCAAGACGGUUUGGGGGAUCACCUUCCUCGCAGCUAGUUUUGGCUUCAUCAAGUCACAGAGAAUGGUCUGCAGGGAGGCCUCUGUGGGCGAUGUUGUGUUUCUAGUGGACACCAGCAUCAACAACCCUCGAUAUACCCAGGUCAUGCGGAACUUCUUGUACAUCAUGGUGAAUGGCUUCAAUGUCAGCAGAGAGACCAUCCGCGUGGGCCUGGCCCAGUACAGUGACGUGGCCCAUUCCGAGUUCCAACUUUCCACCUACCGCCACAAAGGCAAUGUGUUAAACCACAUUCGGAAGUUUCAAUUUAAACCUGGGGGCACUGGGCGCCACAAUAUGGGUCUGGCCCUGCAGUUCCUUCUAGAUCACCACUUCCAGGAAAUAGCGGGGAGCCGGGCAAGCCAGGGUGUGCCUCAGGUCGCUGUGGUGAUCAGUGGCAGCCCAGCUGAGGACCCUGUGCAGGAACCUGCUGAGGCAUUUAGGAGGGCAGGCAUCCUGCUUUAUGCAGUUGGUGUCAGAAAUGCAUCUUUGGCAGAGCUCAGGAAGAUUGCGAGUCGUCCUGUGGAGAAGUUUGCCUCCUUUGUUUCCAGCUUGUCUGGUCUGAGCGUUCUUGCCCAGAAGCUGCGGCAGGAGCUCUGUGAUACUUUGGCAAAAGCAGCUCAACCGGUUGACCAUGUCUCUCCAGCUUGCAGAGAAGCAGUCGUGGCAGAUAUUGUCUUUCUGGUAGACAGCUCAACCAGCAUCGGACCCCAGAAUUUCCAGAAAGUGAAGAACUUCCUUCGUUCUGUUGUCUUGGGGCUUGACAUCCGCAGUGACCAGGUCCGAGUGGGUCUUGCUCAGUAUAAUGACAACAUCUACCCAGCCUUUCAGCUGAACCAGUACCCUCUGAAAAGCGUGGUCCUGGAGCAUAUCCAGAACCUGCCCUACCGUACAGGAGGCACGAACACCGGGAGUGCCCUGGAGUUUAUCAGGACCAACUACUUGACGGAAGCAGCUGGCAGUCGGGCCAAAGACAGCGUUCCCCAGAUAGUUAUCCUAGUGACAGACGGGGAGUCAAAUGAUGAAGUCCAGGAGGCAGCUGACAGGUUGAAAGAAGAUGGAGUUGUUGUGUAUGUGGUAGGGAUUAAUGUCCAGGAUGUCCAGGAGUUGCAAAAAAUGGCCAGUGAGCCAUUUGAGAAAUUUCUCUUCAACAUUGAAAACUUCAACAUCCUGCAGGAUGUCUCAGGAGGCAUUCUUCAGACACUGUGCUCAGCAGUGGAGGGUAAGAUGAAAGUUCCAGGAUUCAUCCAGGCCCCUGCAGAUGUGGUCUUUCUUGCUGACACCUCACAGAACACAUCACGGGCCAGUUUCCAGUGGAUGCAGAAUUUCAUCUCCAGAGUGAUUGGCACGCUGGAUGUUGGCAGGGACAAGUACCAGGUUGGGCUGGCUCAGUAUGGUGGUCAAGGUCACACUGAAUUUUUGCUCAAUACCUACAAGACCCAGGAUGAGAUGCUUGCUCACAUCCAUAAACACUUUGUGUUCCGGGGUGGCUCUAGGAGGACAGGCAAAGCUCUGCGAUACCUUCAUCAGACCUUCUUCCAGGAGGCAACGGGAAGCCGGUUUCUCCAGGGCAUUCCCCAGUAUGCAGUGGUCAUUACCUCAGGCAAAUCUGAGGAUGAGGUCUUGGAUGCUGCACAGACAUUGAGGGAGAAAGGCGUGAAAGUCAUGACGGUGGGCGUACAGGACUUUGACAGAAGAGAACUGGAGGGGAUGGCGUCCCCACCUCUUGUAUAUGAGAUGCAAGGACACGAUGGAGUCAGACGGAUGAUGCAAGAUGUGAAUGUGGUGAUCCAAGGGAUUGGGAAGCCUGAGUUCAGGACUGAGCCUGAGAAUGAGGCUGUUGUAGCAUGUUCAGCUGUUAUUCCUGCCGACAUAGUGUUCCUCAUUGAAGAAUUUAGCAGAGUUAGGCAAUCUAAUUUCCAACAAGUUGUCAAUUUCUUGAAGACCACCAUCAGCUCUGUAAGCAUUCAUCCUGAUGUUGUGAGAAUUGGCUUGGUCUUUUACAGUGAGGAACCACGACUUGAGUUUUCACUGAAUACAUUUCAGAAUCCAGCCAAAAUCUUAGAGCAUUUGGACAAAUUAACCUAUCAGGAAAGAAGAGGAAGGACCAAGACUGGUGCUGCUUUGGAUUUCCUAAGGAAUGAGGUUUUCAUUCAGGAGAAGGGCAGCCGGUCCAAGCAAGGAGUGAAGCAGAUAGCCGUGGUCAUCACGGAAGGCUUCUCCCAAGACUCUGUAUCCAGACCGGCUUCUCUCCUCCGCAGGAUGGGGGUUACCAUCUAUGCAGUGGGUACCCAGCUUGCCUCAGAGAGUGGGGACCUGGCAAAGAUAGCUUCGUAUCCUCCUGGGAAGCAUGUCAUCCAUCUGGAAUCCUUUUUACAACUCUCCAUAGUGGGAAGCAAGAUUAAGAACCAGCUCUGCCCUGGGAUUGUGGGCAGCAGGGCUCCCAUUACUGGGAUAGGCUCUGCCCUACAAGAAGGCUGUGUGUACAUCGAGAAGGCAGAUAUUUACUUCCUUAUUGAUGGGUCUGGCAGCAUCACACAAGACGAUUUUCUUGAAAUGAAGAUGUUCAUGAACGAGGUGAUAAAGCUGUUCCAUGUUGGGCCCGACAGAGUGCAAUUUGGUGUCGUUCAGUACUCAGAUAGAAUUCAUAGUCAAUUUGUCCUCAGCCAGUAUCCCAGUGUGACAAGGCUAAAGGAAGCCAUUGAUGGCAUCCAGCAGACUGGAGGGGGUACCUUGACAGGUCAGGCCUUGAGUAACAUGGCUCAGGUCUUUGCAAACACUGCUCGCCGCAACGUGCCUUGGUAUCUCAUAAUCAUCACUGACGGUGAAUCUGCGGACCCCGUGGCUAAGGCUGCAGAGACACUGCGGGAAGAUGGCGUCAUCAUUUACGCUAUUGGAGUCAGAAACGCUAGCACUACUGAGCUUGAGGAGAUAGCUAAGGAUAAGACGUUUUUUGUGUACGAGUUUGAUUCCUUGAAGGCCAUCCAACAAGAAGUGGUACAAGACAUCUGCUCCUCAGAGACCUGUAAGAAUAGGAAAGCUGACAUUAUCUUCCUGAUAGAUGGUUCAGAAUCCAUCCACUCAAAAGACUUUGAAAAGAUGAAGGGAUUCAUGAUGAGCAUGGUGAAUAAAGCUAAUAUUGGUGCUGAUGAAAUUCAGAUUGGCCUUUUGCAGUUCAGCUCAACCCCCAAGGAAGAAUUCAGGCUCAACCAAUACUCUUUAAAGGUGGACAUUCACAGAGCCAUCUUGAAUGUUCAACAAAUGAAAGAUGGCACCCACACCGGGAAAGCCUUGAAUUUCACUCUGCCUUUUUUUGACAGUUCAAGAGGAGGGAGACCCAGGGUUCAUCAGUAUUUGAUUGUGAUUACAGAUGGGGUCUCCCACGACAAUGUAGCCAUACCAGCCAAGGCCCUCAGGGACAGAAACAUAAUUGUUUUUGCUGUUGGGGUGGGAGAAGCCCAACGCUCUCAGCUCUUGGAGAUUACUAAUGACGAGCACAGAGUGUACUAUGAAGAAAAUUUUGAGUCCCUGCAGAAUCUGGAGAAGGAAAUCCUUUAUAAGGUCUGCAUUCCACAAGGAUGCAACAUAGAUUUGUCUGUAGGAAUUGAUAUCUCCAUUCCCACAAGGCAAGUUCAUCAGAAGCUUCAAGGAUUACUGCCAGAGCUGAUGCAACAGUUGUCCUUGCUUUCUAACAUCAGCUGUAGCGUUCCUGGUCAGAGCAACAUAAUGUUUCGCUACCUGGUUCCUGGCUCAAAUGGUCAGGUUAUCUUUGACUCAGGCUUUGGGAAGUAUAGUGAUGAGACCAUUCAGAAGUUCUUGGUUCAUCAGGCUGCCCAGAGCAACCACAUGGACGUGGGUUUUUUGCAGUUCCUGGGCAACAACGCUAUCCGUUUCUCUUCUGCUAAAGUGAAGGUCCUUUUAGUGUUUACUGAUGGACUGGAUGAUGAUUUAGAGAGACUGAAGAAGACAUCUGAGCUUCUCCGAGGCAAAGGAUUCUCUGGACUCCUCAUUGUUGGCUUGGAAGGUGUGCAUAAAUUAGAAGAGCUUCAGGAGCUAGAAUUUGGCAGAGGAUUUGCAUAUAAUCAACCUCUGAGCAUCACACUGCAGUCCCUCCCAAGCAUCUUACUGAAGCAACUUGACACAGUUGUAGAAAGAACAUGCUGCAAUAUGUAUGCAAAGUGUUUUGGAGAAGAUGGGCACAGAGGUGAUCACGGGAGCCCCGGGAGGAAGGGGCAGAAGGGUUCUGGCGGAUUACCUGGUCAUCCUGGUGAAGAUGGUGGACAUGGAGAAAGAGGCCCCCAAGGUCCUCCUGGACUCCGAGGUGAGGAAGGAUGCCCGGGGAUGAGAGGACCUAAGGGAGAAAGAGGAUUUUCAGGAGAGAAGGGCAACUCUGGUGAGGAAGGUGUUGAUGGCUUGGAUGGAGAACAGGGUAAUCGUGGAAUCCCCGGGUCAUCUGGAGAAAAAGGAAACAGGGGAAAUCGGGGCUUGAUUGGACCACCUGGACAACCUGGAGAGCAUGGAGAGCCUGGGUUAAGGGGAGAUCCUGGGGAUUCCGGAAUUGAUAGUUAUAUCCAAGGCCUUAAGGGAGAAAAAGGAAGGCAUGGACCUCAGGGGCGUUCUGGUUUUGAUGGACUUCAUGGAGAAACCGGAAAUGUUGGCCGUCAGGGGUCAAGAGGAAGACGAGGUCUACCAGGAUUGAAGGGUGUGCGUGGAGAAUCUGGUGAACGAGGUUACCAAGGACAGCUUGGAUAUCCAGGCUCACAGGGACAGAGAGGAAGGCAAGGACCACCAGGAACUUUUGGACAAAAAGGCUUACAGGGUGCUCAGGGGAAUCCUGGGCCGCCAGGGUUACCUGGUUCAAGAGGAAAAACUGGACCAAUAGGAAUGAAGGGAGAUCAUGGUAAUGCAGGAGAAAAAGGCCCACGGGGCCAGCAAGGACCAAGAGGGCAACCUGGUAAUUUUGGUCCUGAUGGGUAUGGACAUCCAGGAAGAAAAGGAACAAAGGGCAGAUCUGGAUUUCCUGGCUAUCCCGGCACAAAAGGAGAAGAUGGUAACCCGGGCCAUCGAGGAGAGAAGGGGGCAAAGGGAAUCAGAGGGAAGAGGGGUAAUGCCGGCUUUCCUGGAUUUGUUGGAACUCCAGGUGACCGAGGCCCUCCAGGACCAAGGGGUAUCAAGGGCCCCACAGGCACGGUAGACAUGACGCCUUGUGAAAUUGUUGAUUUUAUGCGAGCAAACUGCCCUUGUUCAAGAGGUGUUUCCAGAUGCCCAGUAUUUCCAACCGAAGUGGUCUUUGCAUUGGACAUGUCAAAUGACGUCUCUUCGUUGGAUUUUGAGAGGAUGAGAGACAUUUUAUUAUCGCUGUUGAUGAAGAUGGAGAUAAGUGAGAGUAACUGCCCCACGGGUUCUCGAGUGGCCAUAAUUUCGUACAACCACCAAAUAGAUUACCUGAUUCGCUUCUCGGACUACAAAGGAAAGCCUGCACUCCUGCAAGCAGUCAGGAAAAUCCCCCUGGAAAGGUCAUCUGGCAGCAGGAACCUUGGGGAUGCCAUGAAAUAUGUGGCAAGACAUGUAUUUAAACGUGUGCGUUCGGGCCUUCUCCUGAGGAAAGUGGCUGUGUUCUUCCAGGCGGGCUGGACCCGUGAUGCAGAUUCCAUCAACACUGCCGCCCUGGAGCUCAGUGCGCUGGACAUCGUCCCUGUGGUCAUCACCUUUACAGAGGAGCACAACCUCCCAUAUGCCCUGUUGAUGGAUGGAACCGACAGAUUUCACCUAUUCGUCUGGGAGACUAGACUCCACCAGAAUGUGGAGUACAUGGCCCGCUGUACUCUCUGCUAUGACAGGUGCCGACCAGACCCAGAGUGCAGUUCGGGCAAGCCUGGUCCCCUGGCAGUAGAUGUGGACGUGGCGUUCGUGGUGGACAGCUCCCACAGCGUUGGCGCCGACCUGUACCGCGCUUCCUUGAGUAUAGUGGACGCCACGCUUGACCACAUGGAGAUUGCUGCACAGCCAAACGUGUCCCUCCGUGGGGCGCGGGCAGCCCUGGUGAUGCACACGACUCCAGGUUUCUGGCCGGGCACAGGACAAUCCCCUGUGCUCCAGGGUUUCCUCCUGACCUCCUAUGGCCACCGGACGCAGAUGCAGAGACACAUCCGCAGGGCCGCGGGCCGCCCCCUGCAGGGAGCCCCUGCCCUGGGCCACGCCCUGGAAUGGACACUAGAGAAGGUGCUCCUGUCAGCCCCGCUGCCCAGGAGGGCACGGGUUCUCUUCUCCAUCGUGGCCAGUGAGACCAGCAGCUGGGACCUGGAGAAGCUAAGGACUCUGUCCCUAGAGGCCAAGUGCAAGGGCAUCACUCUGUUUAUUCUGGCCGUGGGCAAGGGUGUGGGGACUCAUGAACUGGCUGAACUGGUCCAAGUGGCCAGCGCCCCCUCUGAGCAGCACCUGCUGCGCCUGGAAGGGAUCUCAGACCCAGAGAUAGCUUACGCCCUGGGCUUCACGCGGGCCUUCCUGAACCUCCUAAAAAGUGGAACAAACCAGUACCCACCCCCAGAGCUCAUUGAAGAAUGUGGGGGCCCAAACCGAGGGGACACUCUGCUGAAACCACUUAUGUUUAUCAAGAGGUUGCCCACGCUCCAGCAUGGCAUAUCUGGCUUUGCUGAUGACUCAGAAGAAUUUGAGGCAAUAGACAUUUUUCUAAAAAACAGAACAGCCACAAUGACAGCUGUAACUCAGCAAGAAGCACUUGAAAAUUAUGAAAAGAAUCAAUAUGCCACUGAAGAACAAGAAAAGCCUGCAAAGCAAAAAGAAAAGGGAAAAAAAAGAAAUUCAGGUCCUUGUUUUAUGGAUCCAAUGGGAGGCGAGUGCCAGGAUUACAUCCUGAAAUGGUACUAUAAUAAGGAGGAGCAGGCUUGCCAACAGUUCUGGUACGGCAGCUGUGGGGGCAAUGCCAAUCGGUUUGAAACCAAGGAAGAAUGUGAGCACUGGUGUGUCCCAACACCCCUAUAACGUCAGACAGAACCUCAAUACUGCUUCCUCUGUUUCAAUAGCUGAUGAAACCAAGAUUCCCUUUCCUGAGACAGUGCCACACAGCUCAUAAGUGGUGAAGCCCACUCUAGAAUCUCAGAGGUCGGAUUCCUGACCCCCAGAAUUUUUUCCUGCCUGUGACUGCUUGGGACAAAUGAUUUGUGAAUUGAAAAGAACUGCAUUUUAGUAGUUUAAAAAAGUAACUGAAACUUGCCUGAAAGUUGCUUAAAUGAUUUAGAACUGAAUGAAAAAGAAAUUUGAACUUGACCUAGAAAAUAACUAAGUUUUUUGUUUUAUUUUUUAUUUUUUUGCUUUUUUUUGUGUGGCUAUGUUUCAAAAGAAAAAUCAGUGUAAGCAAGUGAGUAAAACCUAAUUAGGAAGUGAGUUGAAAUGUGAUUUCUUUUUUUACCACAAGAACC